Molecule: messenger RNA, 3865 nt
Organism: Solea solea (common sole)
Lineage: Eukaryota; Metazoa; Chordata; Actinopteri; Pleuronectiformes; Soleidae
Gene: slc2a12
Product: solute carrier family 2 member 12
Exons: 6
Coding region: 153-1886 (577 amino acids)
Biological process (GO): transmembrane transport
Cellular component (GO): membrane
Molecular function (GO): transmembrane transporter activity
Source: RefSeq, a predicted model, not a curated record
CUGACUGCCUGGCCCUUCAGCGACAUCAGCGAAGAGGAAGAGUUAAAUCGGUCAGAGAGAGCGUGUGGAGCUGCAGAGAGCGAAUGGACCGACAAACCCGGCUCUGAGCUGACAGCAGAAACUCAGGUCUUUACUGUUCGUGGUGGUUGAAAAUGGACCCCAACAGUGAGACCAAGACGAUGACCUCUUACCUCCCAGCCAACCCCGGCAGUGAGACCCAGAAUGUGGCCCCAACCAAAGGCCCAGGCUGCAGCUGGCUGGUGGUGGUAGCAGCUUUAGCUGCCUCUCUGAGUGGCCUGAUGCUGGGCUAUGAAAUGGGCCUAACUUCUGGGGUCCUGCUGCACCUGCGAGGACUCCUCUCCCUCUCCUGCCGGGAACAGGAACUGCUGGUCAGCUCCCACCUGCUCGGCGCUCUCCUCAUCUGCCUGGCUGGAGGCCCCAUUCUGGAUCGCUACGGUCGCCGCUGCUCUUUGCUCCUGAGUGGCGCCUUGGUGGUUGUGGGAACUGUCGUGCUCGUUGCUGUGACUUCACUUGUCUCACUCACACUUGGCCGCGUGAUAGUCGGCAUGGGAACGGCACUGUCAGGGACAGCGGCGUGUCUGUACAUUGCAGAGAUCUCCCCAAGAGAGAGGAGGGGUCUUCUGGUGACGCUGUAUGAGCUGAUGUUAGUUGUGGGCGUUAUGCUGGGAUUCAGCUGCAGUUACGCCUUCGCUACUCUGCCCAAUGGUUGGAUGUACACAUUUGGACUGGUGAUCCCCCCAGCACUGCUGCAAAUAGGUGCACUCCUAUUCCUCCCGUGCAGUCCACGCUUCCUGGUUGCUCAGGGUAAACUGGAGCAGGCCAAAAUAGUACUGGCCAAAAUGAGGGGCGGUGUCACGGAGCAUGUAGAGGCGGAGCUCACGAACAUCCAGACGGGACUUAAAGAGGAAUCAGAGCACAGUUUCUGGGAGUUGUUCAGUACCAAGUCCAACCUCCGUUCACGGCUGCUAAUGGGUGUAGCUUUAGUUUUCCUCCAGCAGGCUACUGGUCAGCCUAACAUCCUUUCCUACGCUUCACCGCUUCUCCGCAGCGUAGGCUUCAACAGCGACGCUGCAGCAACUCUGGCCUCUACAGGGUUUGGGGUGGUCAAAGUAGUUGGCACCAUCCCCGCCGUGUUGCUGGUCGACCGCGUGGGACCUAAGAGCUUUUUGUGCGUCGGCGCCGUGGCAAUGGGACUCUCGCUCGUUGUACUUGGCGCACUGACACUCCAAAGCCACACCCACCUCACCAGCCUGUGCAAAAGUCACACGACGCCAAACUACACCCAUACUCUGUGGGAUUUAAACAGAAACUCUACAGAGCCAGAAAACAGUGACAUUUUUCCUCACCUCCCAGGUCAGUGGAGUAGUGAGGAGACAGAGAGGACUAGCAGGGAGGAUGAUGGGAGUCAGGAGUUGGGAGGAGGACGGACUCAAGAAGUGUCUUCCUCGCUGAAAUGGGCAUCAUUGAUCAGUCUGCUGGCGUAUGUGGCGGCUUUCUCCAUUAGCCUCGGGCCAAUGGUGUAUGUGGUCCUCAGCGAGAUCUUUCCAAUGGGAGUCAGAGGCAGGGCCGUGUCUGUGGUGUCGGCUGUAAACUGGGCCACCAACCUACUCAUCUCCCUCACUUUCCUCACAAUUACGGAAAAAAUUGGUGUUCCUAACAUGAUGUUCCUCUACGCUGCCAUGAGCUUUGUGCUCCUGGUGUUUGUUAUCCUCUGUGUUCCUGAAACCAAAGGUCGAACCCUGGAGGAGAUAUCAAAGGAACUUGCUAAGAAGAAGCAUUUUCAGAGGAGUCUUUGUGGGCAGGUUCAGCCUCAGGAGAGUCUGAUCCAUAGCAGCGCAGCUCCGGAGAUACACGUGAAAAACUGAGACCUCCACCCCUCCACAGCUGUGCACCUUGACCGAGCAUCUAGAAGAAUACUAUUAUACUAGUCUUUUAUGUGGAGUCACAUCUUUACAUGUCGGCUGCUCCAACUGUAGAUCCUUAUAGCUUCAGAGGUGAAGGGAGAAACAUACAACAUACACUACAGUAAUUACAUAAUGAAGAGGUAUUUACUCCAAUUAGGACAGCUCAGGGUAUUUGUUUUUUGUUUUGUUUUUUUUAAAUCAAGAGAAGACACUCCAUAUGUCAUAUGUAGCAUAAACACACGGCAUUUUAUCACAGCAUUUUAGUCGAGGCAGUUUUAAAUGGCACAUUUCCUGCGGUGAGGCAAUCCAAAGUGCUUUACACAAAAUAAUUAAGUUUUUAAACUGUUUGAGUUGGAAUUAAAACAGUAAAUAUAAAUCCAUAGAGGACACUGCAGGAUAAUCACAGAUGAGCACAACCACCUCCACUCUAAAUACUAAAAAAAACAACAUUAAAUCAUGGUGAAGUAAAUAUUAAGUUGAAUGUUUUUCUGCAAGAAUUACCUUUUUACAAUGUAAUUUACUUUUUUUUUAAUGUUGUGCCUUGAAUGUAGGAGUUAUUUAUAAACGUCGGCCACCUUGAAAAUCUUUAAAACCACUGUGUUAUUUUGUUAAAGCUGUUAAAUGUAACCUGCUAUAUGGACAAAAGGAAAAGUACAAAGCAACCUGUUUUAUCACUAAUCUUUAUUAAUUUAUACAAAGUACAAAAAAGUGGCACACAUCCAUAUUUUACACUAGUUCAAAAAGUCUCCAUCCCACAUACUUCAGACAUAUUUUCAUAUACAUACAUAGGUUACCUCUAUGGAUAAUCAGCACAAGGGUAAGCAGCCGUGUUAUGACAAGGAUUGCAGUUUCCACCAUGUAAGAGAAGAGAUCUUGGUUAAGCUCAGCAUCAUACUCGGACAGGAUUUCACUGAACACUUAUAGUAGUUAAAUGUUGCUUUUAAAUACCAACAAAGACAAGCGGAUGCCUCAGGAAUGCACACGUUGCAAACACCUUUCCUACCCUGAAUUUUGAGUGUCUCAUUUGGACGGAGAAAGUCUACACAGUGUUGUAAAAGCAUUUUAUACCUCCAAAUAUUAGAAAACAAUUUCUUUUUUUGUUCUUUCUCAGUGCCACUGCUGCCAUUAGUCACCAGGAACUCCCAAGUAAUGCUGGCUCAGCAACUCUCCACCUUUUUAAAAUAAAAUAUUCUAAAAGCUUUCCCGACAACAAAUAGGACACCAAUCUUACUCUGUACAUUAAAACCAGCUUCAUAUUUGAAAGCUUACUGUGGGAUGAAAACUAUUGGGAAAUGAUAAGAAAUUAAGUGACAUAACUACACCCUGAUGCCACAGUUGUGAAACAGAAACAAAUGUACACGGAGUGUGUGCAAAAUAAUUCAAAUCAAAGAUGAAUGCACAUUGUGAGCAGAUAUGUGGAUAUAUCCUGAUAAAGACAGUCCAGAUUCAGAUUCACGCAAAUGUCGGUAAUACAGGAAAUAUCCUGCAUUUGUGUUAACGCCUCUACAACUAAGCUAUGGACGGAAACUCUUCUUGAAACAGUGGCAUAUUGGAUGACUUGUUGUUUCCAUGGUUAAAAGCGACACUAAGCAGUGUAAACAUACCGAUACGGUCACCGCUGUUAAGCAUGAGAAUGGCUCAGUUGUAAGAGCUGGUCUUUCUUUGUCCAUGCAAAACUGACCAUGAGCAGAUAAAGAGCAAGAGCAAAAUGCUUCCACCUCCCAUCUAAAUGUUGUUUAGAGAAGCAGUUUUUGCAUUAAGACAUUUGCAUGUUCACACUGUUAAAAAAAAAAAAAAAGAUCACAAGAGCCACACAGUCCACAACAACACUGGUGGGUUUUUGUUUUUUUAAGAUGGUGAGUUGAUGAGUCUUUAAAGAUCUGACUGUGUUAGAUUAACUGUAGUGAGAAAAUCAAGGAAAUAAAUACACAGAUAAGGUG